AUGGGCCAACUGCCUGCUGUAAGAAGAUCACCUGCACGAGCUUUUCUCCACAUGGGAGCGGACUAUGCCGGUCCCUUCCCCAUUCUCAAAUGGCGACUCAUAAAUGCCCAACCAUCUAUUGUUCAUAUCACAGUAUUUGUGUGUUUCAGUACAUCAGCAGUCCAUUUAGAGCUCGCUUCCAGGCAAACAACACAGGCUUUCAUCGGAGCUUAUAAGAGAUUCACCGAAAGGAGAGGUAUCCCCGAGGUUAUGUACAGCAACAACGCCACUACGUUCGUUGGAGCCUCAGGAGUACUCAACAAGCUGUACAAUCAAGAGUCCAGAGAGAAUCAACAGAUCCAAGCUGCCCUCGCCACAAAUGGGACUCAAUGGAACUUCUCACCACCGAGAGCACCCCAUUUCGGAGGCAAGUGGGAAGCAGUUGUUAAAUCGGCUAAUACAUCAGCAAUCAGCCCUAAAUUAUCACCAGUACAUCAGCAAUCAGCCCUAAAUUAUCACCAGUACAUGAGUAAUCAGGAGAAGAAAUCUAUCGAACAAUCAGGAGAAGAAAACUCUCGAGAAGACGAUCCAGAGCCAAUCAACGAGUAA
Messenger RNA from Diachasma alloeum, 588 nucleotides. RefSeq lists its product as uncharacterized. Bases 1 to 588 code for a protein of 195 amino acids. NCBI's taxonomy places the organism in Eukaryota, Metazoa, Arthropoda, Insecta, Hymenoptera, Braconidae. Gene Ontology annotation, biological process: DNA integration. The record is from RefSeq and is a predicted model, not a curated record. Gene Ontology annotation, molecular function: nucleic acid binding. The transcript is spliced from 2 exons.